UGUGAAAAUCGAAUCGUCUAAACCUUGAAACACAGAUUUGAAAAUAUUCAACGAUUAUUUCGAGUUUUCAAUAGCUAGUUUUCAACAGCUGUUUCUGCAUACUUGAAGCUUAGUUGUAGACGAUGGCACAACAAGUUGAAGCAGCACCAUUAACGUUGGUUAGAGAUGUGAAUCGUGCUAUUGAGCUUCUUGAGAAACUUCAACAAAGUGGCGAGGUUCCGGUAGAUAAACUACAAGCACUGCAAAGAGUCCUCGAGAGUGAGUUUUGUACGUCAAUUCGCGAAGUAUACGAGCAUGUGUAUGACACAGUAGACAUUGGUGGAUCUCCCGAGGUUCGAGCCUCGGCGACAGCCAAGGCAACAGUGGCUGCGUUUGCGGCGAGCGAAGGUUACGCUUAUCCAAGAGUUGUGGAAAUUCCUAAGAACGAUGAAGGUCUUGGAUUUAACGUAAUGGGCGGGAAAGAACAAUCAUCGCCAAUAUAUAUAUCCCGAAUCAUUCCGGGGGGAGUCGCUGACAGACACGGCGCUUUGAAACGAGGGGAUCAACUUCUUUCAGUUAAUGGCGUGAGCGUCGAAGGCGAGAAUCACGAGAAAGCUGUGGACCUUCUUAAAGCUGCGGAAGGAAAAGUCCGACUAGUUGUGAAAUAUACGCCUAAACUGUUAGAGGAAAUGGAGCAGAGAUUUGAACGACAGAGAUUAGCCAAACGCUAAUAAAGGACGGAGAAAACGAUUGGGGAAAAUUCAACACGAAAGACGUUGCAAGAUGGUUUCUGAAGAUAUAGAAAUUAUAAAUAUAUACACCUUAAGAUAAGUCAAAAUAUUUUCAUGUAUAAUUUUCUGAAUUUUUCCAAUUCCAACCCGAGCGUGCCUGCUCAAAUACAGUAUGUCAAUUAGAAGGCUAAAUUUAGUUUUAACCAAUCUUUUUAAAGCAAUGUAUAUUAGUUUUUAUCAAUAUUCCGAAUAAAUUGUU
This is a messenger RNA of Dendronephthya gigantea, 969 nucleotides long. RefSeq names its product protein lin-7 homolog C-like. Lineage: Eukaryota; Metazoa; Cnidaria; Anthozoa; Malacalcyonacea; Nephtheidae. Gene Ontology annotation, molecular function: protein binding. The transcript is spliced from 10 exons. Bases 123 to 710 code for a protein of 195 amino acids. The record is from RefSeq and is a predicted model, not a curated record. Gene Ontology annotation, cellular component: basolateral plasma membrane; cell-cell junction; synapse. Gene Ontology annotation, biological process: protein localization to basolateral plasma membrane; maintenance of epithelial cell apical/basal polarity; neurotransmitter secretion.